Cheilinus undulatus (humphead wrasse) is the source of this 8682-nucleotide messenger RNA. RefSeq names its product echinoderm microtubule-associated protein-like 6. NCBI's taxonomy places the organism in Eukaryota, Metazoa, Chordata, Actinopteri, Labriformes, Labridae. The coding region runs from base 658 to 6582 and encodes 1974 amino acids. The transcript has 44 exons. The record is from RefSeq and is a predicted model, not a curated record. Gene Ontology annotation, molecular function: microtubule binding.
UGAAAAUCACAUUAGAAGUACUCCAAAAAAGUUCCUCCCAUGUCUUCAUCAUUGUGUUAAGACAAAAUGGGAUUGUUAUGAACUGUGUAUUCACUUCAAAACAAACGGGGGUAAAAUAACAACACAGAGUGAUCUUUGUAGGACUGUGAUAGACUGGCAGGGAUGUGUCAUUCUGCAGGAUGAGCAUUGGAGUGAUGCUGAUGAUGGAGGCUGGUGGAGAGUAAAGAUGUGGAAGCAUGCACUUCCUGUGGAGAUGAACCAUGAGCAAUGGAAACGCUGCACAGUUAAGUAGUUAAUGCACUCUAAAAUAUAUAAAAGACAGCUCAAUCUUAAAAGCUAAUUUUUACUCAUUUAUUUCUCUGUUUUUAUAGUGCAGUAUCUAAAUGUUAUAAAUUCACUUUCUGAUUUAUAUUCUGAUUGUGUAUCAUGCCCACUUCCAUGUUUGCCAAAAAUAAUCAUCAUAAGAGACAUUGAAGUUGAAGAUGCUCAUAAAUGAAUUAACCAUUAAAAUGAAAUGACAUGAACUCUUGCACUCUAAAAGAGCAUAUCCAAUCAUAACCCCCCAUAUUUUUGAUAAUAAAUAUAAGUUAGUAAAUCUGCUGUGGACUGGAGCAGUGUCGGGAGUGGCGGACAAAGUGUCCCGUCAGAUGAGUGAGCAUGUCAGACCGGAGUGCCCCGGGCUGCCGGCUCAGACUGGACUGGGUCUACGGGUACCGGGGCCACCAGUGCCGGAAUAACCUGUACUACACUGCCGGAAAGGAGGUGGUGUACUUCGUGGCCGGGGUGGGCGUGGUCUACAACACAAGAGAGCACAGCCAGAAGUUUUACCUGGGACACAAUGAUGACAUCAUCAGUCUGGCGCUGCACCCAGAGCGCUCCCUGGUGGCGACAGGUCAGGUGGGGAAGGAUCCCUACGUAUGCGUGUGGGACUCCUUCACUGUACAGACCGUCUCUCUGCUCCGCGACGGACACACACAUGGCAUUGCCUGCCUCGCAUUCAGCUCUGACGGACAGCGUUUAGCCUCGGUCGGCCUUGAUGCCAAGAACACCGUGUGUAUCUGGGAGUGGAAGAGGGGGAAGAUCCUGGCCACAGCCACCGGACACUCAGACCGGAUAUUUGACAUCUGCUGGGAUCCAUUUCAGCAAAGCCACCUGGUGAGCUGUGGAGUCAAACACAUCAAGUUUUGGUCUCUGUGUGGGAACGCUCUCACUCCAAAGCGAGGGAUUUUUGGGAAGACAGGUGACCUGCAGACAAUCCUGUGUGUGGCGUCAGCAAAAGAUGACAUCACAUACUCGGGAGCACUCAACGGGGACAUUUACAUCUGGAAAGGACUCAACCUGAUACGAACGGUCCAAGCAGCACAUGGAGCUGGUAUCUUCAGCAUGUAUUCCUGUGAGGAGGGUUUCGCCACAGGAGGCAGAGAUGGCUGUGUCCGGCUGUGGGAUGUUGACUUCAAACCAAUCACAAAAAUCGACCUGCGAGAAGCUGAGCAGGGAUAUAAAGGUCUGUCUAUUCGCAGCGUCUGCUGGCGAGCUGACCGAAUCCUGGCAGGGACGCAGGACAGCGAGAUCUUUGAGGUGAUGGUGAGAGAUCGGGACAAACCACUGCUCAUCAUGCAGGGACACAGCGAGGGCGAGCUCUGGGCAUUGGACGUUCACCCUAAAAAACCUCUGGCUGUCACUGGCAGUGAUGACCGCUCCGUCAGGUUGUGGAGUCUUGUGGAUCACGCUCUCAUCGCUCGCUGUAACAUGGAGGAGGCAGUGCGGAGCGUGGCGUUCAGCGUGGAUGGAUACCAGCUGGCUCUGGGCAUGAAGGACGGAUCCUUCACUGUGCUGAGAGUCAGAGACAUGACGGAGGUUGUGCACAUCAAAGACAGGAAGGAGGUGAUCCAUGAGAUGAAGUUCUCUCCAGACGGAGCAUACCUUGCUGUCGGCUCCAAUGAUGGACUUGUUGACAUCUAUGCUGUUGCCCAGAGAUUCAAAAAGGUGGGAGAAUGUAGUAACUCCACCAGUUUUAUCACACACAUGGACUGGUCUCUGGAUGGCAAAAUCCUUCAAACCAAUGACGGAGCAGGAGAGCGCCUCUUCUACCGAAUGCCCAUGGGGAAACCUAUUGUCAGUAAGGAAGAGGUCAAAGGUCAGUGCUGGGCAUCCUGGAGUUGCGUCCUGGGUUCAGAGGCCAGUGGCAUCUGGCCUAAAUACUCCAACCUGACAGAGAUCAACGCUGUGGAUGCCAACCAUGCUGCAGCCGUUCUCGUUUCUGGAGAUGACCUUGGCCUCGUCAAGCUGUACAGAUUCCCCUGUCUGAAGAAAGGAGCCAAAUUCAAAAAGUACAUUGGUCACUCAGCCCAUGUGACCAACGUCCGCUGGUCGCAUGACCUGCAGUGGGUGCUGACCACAGGAGGAGCUGACCAUGCCCUUUUCCAGUGGAGGUUUCUACCAGAGUCGGUCAUGAAUGGAGGACUGGAUGUCAACAUACAAGAAAGCCAUGGAGACUCCAACAGUGAGGAGUCAGACAGUGACGUGUCUGAUGUCCCAGAGCUUGACUCGGACAUAGAGCAGGAAACUCAAAUCAACUAUGAGAGACAGGUGUAUAAGGAGGAUCUGCCUCAGUUGCGACAGCAAAGCAGAGAGAAGAAACAGCAGGUCGGAUCUCUGAAGAGACAGAGAGGACCAGACCAAGGCCUCCGACUGCAGUUUGUACAUGGAUAUCGUGGUUACGACUGCAGAAACAACCUAUUCUACACUCAGGGAGGUGAGGUGUUGUACCAUGUUGCGGCGGUGGGUGUUGUCUACAACCGACAGCUGCACAGUCAACGCUUUUACCUCGGCCAUGACGACGACAUCCUGAGCCUCAGCAUCCACCCGCUGAAGGACUACGCUGCUACAGGACAGGUGGGGAGAGAUCCAGCCAUCCAUGUGUGGGACGUCCAGACUCUUAAGUGUCUCUCUUUGCUCAGAGGUUUCCACCAGAGAGGAGUGUGUGCUCUGGAUUUCUCGGCUGAUGGAAAGAGUCUGGUGUCAGUGGGAGUUGAUGAUGGACAUACAAUCGUAGUUUGGGACUGGAAGAGAGGAGAGAAACUCGCUACAUCACGGGGUCAUAAAGAGAAGAUAUUUGUGGUGAAGUGCAAUCCCAUGCUGAUGGACAAACUGGUCACAGUGGGAAUCAAACACAUUCUUUUCUGGCAACAUGCAGGUGGUGGUCUGACAUUCAAGCGUGGUGCAUUCAGGAGCAUCAGCCGGCCAGAGACGAUGAUGUCGGUGUGUUACGGACGCAGCGAGGGGCUGGUGUUCACGGGAGCUGCUACAGGAGAUGUUUACAUCUGGAAGGAACCGCUGCUGAUAAAAACAGUCAAAGCUCAUGAUGGACCAGUGUUCGCCAUGUUCUCUCUGGACAAGGGCUUUGUGACAGGCGGGAAGGACGGCGUGGUGGAGCUGUGGGAUGACAUGUUUGACCGCUGUCUGAAGACGUAUGCCAUCAAGAGAGCAGCGCUGUCCCCGGGGUCCAAAGGUCUGCUCCUGGAGGAUAACCCGUCCAUCAGAGCAAUCACUCUGGGUCACGGUCACAUCCUGGUAGGAACAAAAAACGGAGAAGUCCUCGAGAUUGACAAGACCGGACCCAUGACUCUGCUGGUGCAGGGUCACAUGGAGGGUGAGGUUUGGGGUCUGGCCCCUCACCCUCUUCUCCCUGUCUGUGCCACUGUCAGCGACGAUAAAACUCUGAGACUGUGGGAGACGUCAGCCAAUCACCGAAUGGUUGCGGUCCGCAAGCUGAAGAGAGGUGGUCGCUGCUGUGCCUUCUCUCCUGAUGGAAAAGCAUUGGCGGUUGGUUUAAGUGAUGGCGGUGUGCUCGUGGUGAAUGCUGACACGCUAGAGGAUCUGCUGAGCUUCCACCAUCGCCGUGAUGCCAUCUCUGACGUCCGCUUCACCCCUGACUCAGGGAAAUUCUUGGCGGUGGCAUCCCAUGAUAGCUUUGUGGACAUCUACAAUGUGCUGAGCAGUAAGAGGGUGGGCAUCUGUAAAGGAGCGUCCAGUUACAUCACUCACAUCGACUGGGACAACCGAGGUAAACUGUUGCAGGUGAACACAGGAGCCAAAGAACAGCUUUUCUUUGAAGCCCCUCGAGGAAAAAGACAAACCAUCAGGAACUCUGAGCUGGAGCGGAUCAGCUGGUCAAGCUGGACGUGUGUUCUGGGUUCAAGCUGUGAGGGAAUCUGGCCGACGUACAGCGACAUCACGGACAUCAACGCUGCGUCGCUCACCAGAGACAGAACGCUGCUCGCCACUGGGGAUGACUUUGGCUUUCUCAAACUGUUCAGCUACCCUGUUAGAGGUCAGUAUGCGCGAUUUAAGCGUUAUGUUGGCCACAGCGCUCAGGUGACAAAUGUCCGCUGGGCUCAGGACGACACCACCCUGCUGACGGUGGGCGGGGCUGACACCGCCCUGAUGAUCUGGUCGAGGGAGAGAGGAGGUGGUGUUAGUGGAGAUGGAGAGGGGCCUUUGUUCCGUGACAACAGACCGCCUGUGGACAGUGAGGAGUCAGACGACGACAUCGAGGAGGAUGGAGGCUACGACAGUGACGUUGCUCGAGAGAAGGCAGUGGAGUACACUACCAAGAUGUACACUGUGAGCCUCAGAGAGAUGAGAGGAACCAAACCUCACCAGCAGGUGAAGGAGCUGUCAGCUGAGGAGAGGCAGGGCAUUGUCAAACCUCCAGUGAGUCGAGCAGCGCCGCAACCGGAGAAACUCCAGAAGAACAACGUCUCCAAGAAGAAGAGACUGGUAGAAGACCUGGUCUUGGAUCACGUGUUUGGUUUUCGAGGCUUCGAUUGUCGAAACAACCUGCACUACCUCAACGACGGCACUGACAUCGUGUACCACACUGCCGCCGCCGCCAUUGUCCACAGUCUCAGCAAUGGAACACAGAGUUUCUACCUGGAACACACCGAUGACAUCCUUUCUUUGACUGUCAAUCAGCACCCAAAAUACAAAAAUAUCAUUGCCACCGGACAGAUCGGUACCACUCCAUCCAUUCACGUGUGGGAUGCGAUGAGUAAACAGACUCUGUCCAUUCUACGCUGUCCUCACACUAAAGGCGUCAGCUAUGUGAACUUCAGCGCCACAGGGAAGCUGCUGCUGUCUGUCGGAGUGGAACCUGAACACACCAUCACUGUGUGGCGCUGGCAGGAAGGAUCGAAGGUAUGCAGUAAAGCCGGACAUCCAGAUCGUAUUUUUGUGGUGGAGUUUCGUCCAGACUCAGACUCCCAGUUCGUCUCAGUGGGGAUCAAACAUGUAAAGUUCUGGACACUGGCAGGUGGCGCUCUGAUGUACAAGAAGGGCGUGGUCGGGACCUUGGAGGGCGGUAGGAUGCAGACGAUGCUGUCUGUCGCCUUUGGUGCUAAUAACUUGACGUUCACCGGAGCCAUUAACGGAGACGUGUACGUGUGGCGGGAUCACUAUCUUCUGAGGGUGGUAGCUAAGGCUCACACUGGGCCAGUCCUCACCAUGUACACGACUCUGAGAGACGGCCUCAUCGUCACCGGCGGCAAGGAGAGGCCGACUAAGGAGGGGGGUGCAGUGAAGCUCUGGGAUCAGGAGAUGAAGCGCUGUCGAGCUUUCCAGCUGGAGACGGGUCAGCAGGUAGAGUGCGUUCGAUCUGUCUGCAGAGGCAAGGGUAAAAUCCUUGUGGGGACGAAGGACGGGGAGAUCAUCGAGGUUGGGGAAAAGAAUGCAGCAUCUAACCUGCUUCUUGACAGUCACGCACAGGGAGGAAUCUGGGGUCUGGCAGCUCAUCCUGUGAAAGAACUCUGCAUCACCGCCAGUGACGACUCAACCAUCCGGCUCUGGGACCUUGCUGACAAGAAAUUGUUGAACAAAGUGUGUGUUGGCCACCCAGCCAGAUGUGUGAACUACAGUGCAGAUGGAGAGAUGCUGGCGGUAGGGAUGAAGAAUGGAGAGUUCCUCCUCCUCCUUGCCAACUCACUGAAGAUGUGGGCAAAGAAACGAGACCGCAGUGUGGCUAUCCAAGAUAUCAGGUUCAGUCCAGACCGGCGGCUCCUGGCCGUGGGUUCUGCGGAGAACACGGUGGAUGUUUAUGAUGUCAGUGGAGGACCGAGUCUAAACCGUCUCGUUUACUGCAGUGACAUCCCUGCUUUCAUCCUGCAGCUUGACUUCUCUGCUGACAGCUCUUAUAUACAGGUAUCAACAGGAGCAUACAAGCGGCAGGUGUUUGAGGUUCCUUCAGGGAAGUUAGUGAGCGACCAGACUUUCAUCGAUAGAAUCACCUGGGCGACCUGGACCAGCAUCCUGGGAGAGGAAGUUUUGGGGAUCUGGCCACGAAAUGCUGACAAAGCAGAAGUUAACUGUGCGUGUGUGUCUCACGCCGGCAUGAACAUCGUCACUGGUGAUGACUUUGGAUUGAUCAAACUGUUCGACUUCCCCUGCACAGAGAAGUUUGCCAAACACAAGCGCUACCUCGGCCACUCAGCUCAUGUGACAAACAUCCGCUUCUCCCAUGAAGACAAAUAUGUGAUCAGCACAGGAGGAGACGACUGCAGUGUGUUUGUUUGGAAAUGCCUGUAAAACUAUGUCUGCGGACGCUUUCGUCUAAAGCACCUUAACAGCACCACAAGUGGAUCCAGGAGGAAUGGAACCCAUGACCUGAACGUCACACCGCUUUGAAAAGAGUUCAGAAACUGAAGAUUUGAGGGAAACAUCAUUGUCAAACAAAACCGACUUCACUGAUCAAACAAAAUGUUUACAGUCUGUCUUUCUGGAGACGAGACAGAAAACUACAGACUUAAACUUAGGACGCUUCAUGGCGAAUCACGAAAAAGAAACAGAUUGUUUUUGCUCUAAAAGAGCAGAGAGACUGACUUUUUUGUUUCUUGUUCUAAUUUAAUUCACAGAAGCCAAACAUUGUUGAAACAAAACACCAGGACAGAAAAACCUACCGAUGGAUGCAUUAAAAAGCUGGUUUAGUGCUGCUCCGAUGGAGCUGCUGUUAGAGUCACAUCAUGUCUGUGUACUGGGAUGACUGGGAGGUGAAAAUGCACUGGUAAAAAAUAGUUGCUGUAUUGAAAAGACCAUAUGCAGUUUCAUAUUUAACAAACGUCCUGAGGUUUGUCUGUAACUGAGAAAACAAACUUGACAUUUGAUUUAAAACCAUUCCUCAUUUAAAAAAGCCUUUACUGUAUCUGUCGUUGGAUUUCAUCACACUUAAGUGCCUUUCUAGAUCUUUCUAUGUUUUUGUUUAUUAUUUUUGGGAGGGGGUGGGUAUUUCAUACACUUUCUUUUUUUUUAAUUAAAUCCAUAUUUUAACUUUUUUUGUACUCUGUCUGGUGCUACACUGAGAAUGUCCAACUUUAAUUCAUCCAAAAACAAAAACAUUUUCUUCGCUGCUGCUUUUUGUUAACAGAUGUGAAACAUCCAAAGCAUCAUGAUCGUAAAACAACACAGGAUAUGUGAAGAAAAGACAAACUGGAUAGGAGAAUUAUUUAUGGAAAUAUCUAAAUGUUAUUUAUGCCUAAUCUACAGUGUGGAUGACUUUUCUGUGUGUAAGACACUUGUGUGAACUGUUGAAUAUUUAACUUUAACUGUAGUGAAACGUGUCAAAGAGCCUGUUUGUGUGAAGAUGAAUAGAAGAAAAACACCCAGAAGUCUCAGUCUUCAUAUGCAAAGCCACACAUCUAAAAGCUCCUUGAAGCAAUCACUGAGGAAGGAUUUUGUUCAGUCUACAAAGAAAAUAAUUUGAUUUUGAAAACAGAUCAUAAAAAAACCCACAGAAGAAAAAGAUUUAUAAGAACAGAAACAAUGUUAAAGUCAUGAAUCAAAGUAACAAGAGGGUACAAAGUUUCUUUUGUAAAUCUCAACUUCUUGGCAUCAGUUUGAUACAAAAGGAUGGCAUUGCAAACCAAUCUCAAUAUAAUAAGGGUACUGUAAUACAGGUAUGUCCCCUCUGGCUUGCCAUAGUGUAACAAUUUAUGAAUCACAAUUUGUGUCUUAAAACUUAGAUCUUGCUUUAAUGAUCAUAGUGGCACUACAUUCCUGUAGCCACAAGAGGAUAUCCAUCUAUGCAUUUAAAUUUACUCUGUUUACCCCAAAUAAUUAAUUUUUUGUUGUUUCACAAGUUUUAAAACAACCCCAAUUCCAAAAAAAGUUGGGGCACUGUGAAAAAUGUAAAUAAUAACAGAAUGCAAUGAUUAACAAUUGAACAUGAAAAAACAUAUCAGAUGUUAAAACUGAGACAUUUUACCAUUCAUGAAAUAUAUUAGCUUAUUUCUAAUAUGACUGAAACACAUCCCAAAAAAAUUGGGACAGGGCCAUGUUUACUAUUGUGUAGCAUCCCCUCUUCUUUUCACAACAAUCUGUAAACAUCUGGGAAGUGAAGAGACCAGCUGCUGGAAUUAGGAAGAGAGAUGUUGUCCUAUUCUUGUGUCUGAUGUAUGAUUCAAGCUGCUCAGCAGUCCUGGGUCUUCUUUUUUCAUUUUAUAAUGUGCCAUAUGUUUUCUAUUGGUGAAAGAUCUGGACGGCAGGCAGGCCAAUUCGGCACCUGGACUGUUCCACUGCAAAGCCAUGCUACUGUGAUGGCUGAGGUAUGUGGUUUAGUAUUGUCUUGCUGAAGUAUGCAAGGCCUUCCCUGAAAGAGACGUUGUCUGGAUGGGAGCAUAUGUUGCUCUGAAA